Pistacia vera is the source of this 1008-nucleotide messenger RNA. RefSeq names its product increased DNA methylation 1-like. Lineage: Eukaryota; Viridiplantae; Streptophyta; Magnoliopsida; Sapindales; Anacardiaceae. The coding region runs from base 1 to 1008 and encodes 335 amino acids. The record is from RefSeq and is a predicted model, not a curated record. Gene Ontology annotation, molecular function: transcription corepressor activity. Gene Ontology annotation, biological process: negative regulation of DNA-templated transcription. The transcript is spliced from 4 exons.
AUGGACCUCUCCGACCUCCCGAAUGAAUAUCAGGACAUCCUUGCUUCCAUGGCUCAAGCUGAUGAUGCCAGGAGGAAAGGGACAAAGCCUCCUCCGGAGGAUGACCAGCCUGAGGCCUAUGUCCCUGAGGACCUAGCACUGAUUUAUGAUCGGCAACCAACUGGGGGAUACAAAGGUCGCACCCCCCAUGUGGGUAGCAAAAAACAAAGGCCUGUUGCUAAUUUUUUUCUUAAAGAUGGGAGGUCUUUGUUGGAUUGUCAAAAGGAACUAUUGAGCAAUAAUAAAUUGGCAAGUGGUAAAGAGAAGUUGUGUGAUGAAAUGGAAGAUAAUAGUCAUCAAGAUGUGAGUUAUGAAGUAUGUUAUGUUUGCCACUAUGGAGGUGAAUUAAUCAUAUGUGAUUCAUGUCCUUCCACUUAUCACAAGGAUUGCCUUGGCUUAGAGGAGAUUCCAACCGGAGAUUGGUUUUGCCCUUCAUGUUGUUGUGUGAUCUGUGGUGAGGGAAAAUCUAAGAAAACAAUGGAGAAUUUUGUGGAUGGUGGUAUUGUUCACACUUGUGAUCAAUGUGAGCAUAAAUUUCACAUAGGUUGUCUAAGGAGGAGAGGGGAAGUUAAGAAAUUAUUGAAGAAUGGUAAGGUCUUAAAGGAGAAUCAGAGGAAGUUGAAUGAGGCAAUUGAUGUUAUACAUGAGUGUUUUGAGCCAGCUCAGGACCCUCUAACAGGAAAAGAUCUUGUUGAAGAUCUUAUCUUAAAUAAGAAAUCAGAGAUGAGGCACAAGAACUUUCAAGGAUUCUACACAGCUGUUCUAGAGAGGAAAGGAGAAAUUGUUUUUGUGGCAACUAUUAGAGCGUUUGAAGAGGUUGUUGAGAUACCAUUAGUUGCUACCAGAUUCAAAUAUCGCAAACAAGGAAUGUGCCAUCAUCUGAUGGGUGAGCUUGAAAGGCAGCUUGUUGAAAUAUGGACAGAUGAUGAUCUUCUUCGUGUACCAUUAACUAAUCCGGGGAGUGCGUAA